Messenger RNA from Parastagonospora nodorum SN15, 953 nucleotides. RefSeq lists its product as hypothetical. The coding region runs from base 21 to 953 and encodes 310 amino acids. NCBI's taxonomy places the organism in Eukaryota, Fungi, Ascomycota, Dothideomycetes, Pleosporales, Phaeosphaeriaceae. The transcript has a single exon. The record is from RefSeq and is a predicted model, not a curated record. Gene Ontology annotation, molecular function: acetyltransferase activity.
AUCAUUGUACAGGCAUCGACAUGGCUGCGGACCGACCGAGAGUGAUACUCACCAAAGAUCAAGUUUCAAGCUACUUUGAUCGACUGAAGAUACCUGCGGAAAAGAGAUCUUAUGAUGUCACGCCGUUGAAGGACGAGGACGCCUUGAAAUAUCUUGCACUGCUGCAGAAGCAUCAUCUCGCAGAAGUUCCUUUCGAGAACUUGACGCUGCACUAUUCAGCGCAUCACCAGAUAUCUUUACACCCAGACGAGCUGUUCAAGAAGAUUAUAGCAGACAACAAUGGUCGCGGCGGGUAUUGCAUGGAGAACAAUGCUCUGUUCGGAACGCUUCUCCGUUCCUUGGGGUUCAACAUCUACUCUGGCGGCGGACGAGUAUGGGAAAACAGCACUUGGACUGGCUGGGGUCACAUGCUCAACUUCAUUACCAUCGGCGACACCAAGUACCACGUGGACGUAGGUUUUGGAAGUGAGGUACCAUUGGUUCCGAUGCCAAUGGACCGUUCAGGCACUGUCCAACCGCACAUCAGUCCGGCCACAGUGCGUCUACAAUGGCGUAAUAUUCCUGGGAACACGGAUCCGAGCCAGCGUCUGUGGGUGUACGAGUAUCGGAGAGACGAUGAAGCCGAGUGGGAGAUGAGAUACUGCUAUAGCGAAGUAGAGUUCCUCCCGUGCGAUUACUUCGCCAUGAACUACUUCACAUCGACGAGUCGCAAGUCGUUCUUCACGAGAUUGGCCGUUAUGGAUAAGAAGCUGCUAGAUGACGAAGGGGAGUACAAGGGAAGCAUAAUCCUGAACGGAAACACUCUCAAGCGGCGCAUCCAUGGUGUGAAGGAAGAGGAGGUCGUGUUCGAGACUGAAGCCGAGAGACUGGUCGCCCUCGAGAAGUUCUUCGGCAUCCGGUUCGGUGAGGCAGAGCGAAAUAGCAUUAUUGGGUUAGGAUCGCAGCUCAAAUAG